GGUGUUUUCUUAUUUGCUUUGUUUACUCUUUCUCACCAUACUGAUUUGUAGGCCGAGUUCGUUCUGUCUAUUGGUCAUCCUGAGGAAUUUAUAGAGUUUAAUCUUUCUAUUUGGUAUUUUUCAUGUGUAGCGGGUGAGGCUUCGCUGGAUAGAAGGUGCAGGAGUGUUUCCCAGGUGCAAUUCAUAACCUCGCCUCAAGACUUUAUGAGCAUUGCUGAAUCCUGUCAAACCAUUCCAGAAAGUAGUUGGUAAACUUCUGCCACUGUUCCAGAAAGUAGUCGAUAAUUUCUGCCAGCCUAUCCAAGAAAUAGUUGGUAACUUCUGCCAGCUAGGAACGUUGAGCAGUCCACAUGCCAGGGGAAAGCAUGAUGGCGGCAGCAGAAGAAGAUGGAAUGGUACCCAUCAAAGCUGCCUAUAACGGGACCAUCCUAUGUAUUCGCAUCGACCCCAACGUGACCCUGGAGGACUUCCUUCAAGAUAUGAGGGGCAUCUGCAACUUCCCAGAGAAACAGAACUUCACUGUCAAAUGGCUGGAUGAAGAUGGUGAUCCAUGUACGAUAUCAUCACAAGAGGAACUCGAAGAAGCUAUCAGACUCUAUGAACUCAACAAAGACUCCAAUAUCAAUAUUCAUGUAUUCCCAACAGUUCCUGUCAGGCCCGGUCUACCUUGUCCUGGCGAAGACAGAAACAUAUACAGACGAGGAGCUCGGCGAUGGAGAAAACUAUACAAAGUCAAUGGACAUACAUUCCAAGCCAAGAGAUUCAGUCGAAGGGCUCUGUGUGCCUACUGCGCAGACCGUAUCUGGGGGCUUGGGCGGCAGGGAUACAAGUGCGUUGACUGUAAGCUCCUCGUACACAAGAAAUGCCAUCGUCUUGUGAAGGUAUCAUGUGCAGAGAGACAGGCCAAUCUUCCUACCCUGGACGAGAGGAGCGGGUCGGGGAGCUUGCCACAUUUCGGUUCCAAGCCGGGUGAUAGAAGCGACUCUCAUCACAAGCGAACCCCUACUGGCCCCAUGUCCCAGCCCCCCUCUGCCACUUCCACCACCCUUAAAGACCCCUCACAUGCACCCCCCUCCUAUUCCUCCUCUUCCUCCACGCGUCAACAAGGGUCGGCCCUUCACACCGGGCCCUACUCCGGCUUUGAUAACGCCGCCUUUUUCGGGGGUAGCGGGCGCAGCGACCGGGAUUCGAUGAACUCCUUGGACUCGGACCAUCUAGGCAAAAGUGGAAGCCCAAGGCAUAGACGCAAAAAUAGAGAUAGUACUGCUUCAACGCCUUCCUCGGCACCAAAUGGAAAUGACAAGAUAGGCAACUCUCCAAUCUCAUUGGACGAUUUUGAAUUACUGCGGGUCAUAGGUCGUGGAAGUUAUGCCAAGGUGCUACUUGUUGAAUUGAAGGCGACCAGUCGUGUUUAUGCCAUGAAGGUAAUCAAGAAGGAACUGGUGACCGACGACGAGGACAUCGACUGGGUCCAGACGGAGAAGCACGUCUUUGAGACGGCUUCUAAUCAUCCAUUCCUGGUGGGGCUUCACUCCUGCUUCCAGACUGUCAGUAGACUGUUCUUCGUGAUUGAGUUUGUGAGUGGAGGCGAUCUCAUGUUUCACAUGCAGAGACAACGACGCUUGCCAGAGGAACAUGCCAGGUUCUACUCCUCCGAAAUAAGUCUGGCUCUCAACUUCUUACACGAAGGAGGUGUCAUAUAUCGAGAUUUGAAGCUAGACAACGUUUUGCUAGACGCCGACGGCCACAUUAAACUGACAGAUUAUGGGAUGUGUAAAGAGGGUCUCCGGCCUGGCGACACUACCAGUACAUUCUGCGGAACACCAAACUACAUCGCUCCAGAGAUCUUGAGAGGGGAAGACUACGAUUUCAGUGUUGACUGGUGGGCCCUUGGAGUUCUGAUGUUUGAGAUGCUUGCUGGACGAUCACCGUUUGACAUCGUCGGUAACGCCGACCAUCCCGACCAAAAUACAGAAGACUAUCUAUUCCAAGUUAUCCUUGAGAAACCAAUAAGGAUACCAAGGUCUUUGUCUGUCAAGGCUGCAUCAGUACUCAAAGGAUUCCUAAAUAAGAAUCCUAUAGAGCGUUUAGGAUGUCAUCCACAGACCGGUUUUGGUGACAUCACUGGACAUCCUUUCUUCAAGACUAUAGACUGGGAGAGGAUUGAAUCCCGUCAGGUGACCCCGCCCUAUAAGCCACACCUUCAAAGUGACCGUGACCUCGAACAUUUUGACCCUCAGUUUACAGAAGAACCGAUACAGCUGACCCCCGAUGACCCGGGUGUUCUAAGUCAGAUAGACCAAGGGGAGUUUGAAGGCUUCGAGUACAUCAACCCUCUACUCAUGUCCGGCAAGAAUGUGUGUGAUCCGUGUGUCUGUCAUCCCUCCCUACUCCGAUAAUUUAUUUGCACCUUGAAAGAUGAUGUUAGUCUUUGUCACCAGCUGUUUGUGUGUCAAAUCAAAAGGAAUCAAAGGGCAGAGUGUGAAAUGUAGCAUUGAAACAAAUGAAGAGAGACUAAGCUUGGGGUGGAUCUAGCUGUGGCACUGUAAUACAUUCUUGUGUUAACCCAUAAAGGUACACAGCUUUUAUAAGGUCAAAUUUAAUCUGUAUUCGCUCAUCAAAUUGGCAACAAUGAUUUUCUAUUCAUUUUCAUGCUUAAAAAAAAACAAUACAGAUACAAUAUCAGUCAGAAUGUGUGAUAACAGUGAGAUUCAAACAAAAUGAUGCCAAUUUGCAUUUUCAAAUAGUGAUAUUGUUGUUUUCACAAUGUUACCAAUUAAGAAUAUAUAACAUUGGUGUAUUUAUUAUCAUUCACUUAUUUGUAUUCAUGAAAGGUCAACAUAUCAUUGCAUGAAAAUUACUCAAUAUUGGGGCAAGAAAUUUGUUU
Molecule: messenger RNA, 2887 nt
Organism: Lytechinus variegatus (green sea urchin)
Lineage: Eukaryota; Metazoa; Echinodermata; Echinoidea; Temnopleuroida; Toxopneustidae
Product: protein kinase C iota type-like
Biological process (GO): establishment or maintenance of cell polarity; protein phosphorylation
Molecular function (GO): protein binding; protein serine/threonine kinase activity; ATP binding
Source: RefSeq, a predicted model, not a curated record